AUGGACGAUCAAGAGAUAGAUUCAAUAACACAGUCUAACACUGUCUCUACAACUGAGGAAAAUGGAAUUCGAAAUAUUUCUAAAGCGGAAGCAAAACAUCUGAAAUAUGAAAUACCAACGGUUGAAAAGGUUUCAACUGUCUGGACACAGUUAUAUGCGCAUCAUCUUCUGGCGGCCAUUUUGUGUAUGCUGUUCACCGUUCUCCUUCUGGUCGCUGGGUACUCCCUCUACCGGAAGAAGAAGAGGAGGCGUAGCUUGUACCAGCCCUUCCUGGGCCUUCACUCCAGUGUGCCCAAGAUAUCUAAACCCAUGGAUCCCAUCGUGUACAAUUAUGUGUGCACUCAGAAGCCCGUCGAUUUCGUGGUACCCAGUGUACCAGCGACCACUGCACCGAGUCCAGUGGAUCCACCAGAGCCAGCAGCCACUUCCCUGGAGAGUGGAGGAGCUCUCUGCAGAAAGCUUUCGCUUUUGGAAGCAGGUCCCACCUUGCUGGGAGGUUUGAAUCCUGAUCUGUACAAGGCUGCUCCGGAGGAGGAAAUCGAGGAGGAUAACUUCCCGGAGGGCCACAGAGGCCGCCUGUGGUUCAACCUCGAGUAUGACGUCAACACCGAGAGGCUGAUAGUCCACGUGAUCAAAGCCAAGAACUUGCCAAGUCGCGUGUAUGGGGCAGUCAACUGCUGCGAUCCAUUCGUGAGAAUUUAUCUGAUGCCAGAUGAAAGACGAUAUUUGCAAUCGAGACCCAAGAAGAAGACCUGCAAUCCGAAAUUUGACGAAACGUUUCUCUUCCAGUUACCCAGCCGAUCGACAAAUGAGAGGACGCUGAAGUUCACAGUAUUCGAUAACGACCGCGGGAAGCACCACAACCCCAUCGGCCACGUGCUCAUCCCCCUCAAGGAGUUCUUCGAUUCCGAGAACCAUGGUGAAAUUCAGUGGCGGGACCUGGAAAAGAAAGAAGAUCAGAUUCCUAGUGACUUGGGUGAGAUGAUGAUCAGCCUUUGCUACAACCAGAAUCUCGAGCGCCUCAUCGUGACCGUCUGCGAAGCCAGGGGACUCCGGAUACCGGAAGGAUUCAAGACUCUAGACACUGUAUGCCGGGUGGUGUUCAUGCGUGAGCACAAAGUGGUAAAAACGAAGAAGACGAUGGUAUGCAAGAACAGCUGCGACCCCAAGUAUAAUGAGUCCUUCCACUUCCGCAUGGCUCAGUCGGCCAUCAACAUGUGUAGCGUCACUGUGCAGGUAGUGCAAGCGGGCAUCAAAGAGAAAGAUCGUUGUCUUGGAAGGGUUGUUUUGGGCCCCUACAUGUUCUCAAGAGGAAAAGGCCUUGAGCAUUGGGAAGAGGCCAUGGCAGCAGGCCACAAGCAGAUUCGAUACUGGCACAAGCUCAGCUGAAGAAAUACGUGAAAAAAAAAAGGAAGAAAAAAUAAAACAUGCUUUUUACUCUGUUCUUAAUAUUUGGUAACGGUUUUGAUUUGCUUUGAAGGUGAUCACUAAAUUCA
Argiope bruennichi is the source of this 1496-nucleotide messenger RNA. RefSeq names its product synaptotagmin-15-like. The transcript has 9 exons. Gene Ontology annotation, molecular function: syntaxin binding; clathrin binding; phosphatidylserine binding. Gene Ontology annotation, cellular component: membrane. Lineage: Eukaryota; Metazoa; Arthropoda; Arachnida; Araneae; Araneidae. Gene Ontology annotation, biological process: regulation of dopamine secretion; calcium-ion regulated exocytosis; cellular response to calcium ion. Bases 1 to 1389 code for a protein of 462 amino acids. The record is from RefSeq and is a predicted model, not a curated record.